Hyaloperonospora brassicae is the source of this 1998-nucleotide messenger RNA. Lineage: Eukaryota; Oomycota; Peronosporomycetes; Peronosporales; Peronosporaceae. The record is from the annotation of a GenBank genome assembly.
AUGAUCAGGAAACGACUGUGCGUCGAAGUCGUGAGUGCUCGGAACCUCGAGAGCUCGCAAUCCAUUGACUCGUACUGCGUCGUUGGACUCUGCGCUAUCGAGUCGAUGAGUUGGCGCGGCAAUUGCCGUCUCGCUACUUCGUCAGGUCUUCGGUCGUCGACCGUGACAGGCUCCAGCCACCCCACCUGGGCUCAUGUGACGGAGUUCGUGCUACCAGCUCCUCUUGCGAACGUGAGAUUGAGGGUGGAGCUUCGCAGCGCAAAGAAUUUCUUCUUCGACAUGUUUCCGCCGUCCGAUGAUGGUCGGAGGUUGAUGGACGAGAAGGAGGCGGCCGCGGCACAAAUUUGCGGUCAAUCGGCAUGUUUUCAAUCGGAUCAGAGCAAUUUUCGGACCACGAGUGAGCCGCAAAACUGUGUGAAGGGAUUAAAAAGGGCUCAGGACAGUGACAGUGACGAUGUAGCUACGCUAUCUGAGGAGGAGGAGGAAGAGGACGACGACGACGAGUCUUAUGAGGAAGAUGGUACAUGUACAGAGGUUGAGGAAGACACAACUGUUGCUGCUGCACAUUCAGACGAUGAGGUGCUGGGCGUAGUUGAGAUAAACCCGAGUGUUUUUUGCAAGUCGUCGGGGGCUGUGACGGACUCGUGGUACAUCUUAUCUGGCACGAGAACGGGGGAGGUGCGGAUCCGCACGAUUUGGUAUACUCGAGCGAAACGGGCGCUCGCUGCCCAGGAUCGCGCUGUGCUGUAUGAGGAGCAUGUGCAACACUGUGUGACGGAACCUAUGAAUGAUUUUUACGGGUUUUCUAUACCAAUGGCUGCAAGGGACAAGUGGGUGCACCUGCGCUCGUAUCAGGACUGCCGAGAAGAGAGACGUGUUGAGGAUUGGACGAGGUUAUAUGGCGCUGAAUUUGCGGAACGUCUUCGGCGUUGUUCAUUUAAGGAAAGAGACACAAAGGAAAAAGCUUUAUUGAUGCAGCUGGCUCGGAAUGGUAUACCGCGGCAUAUGCGAGCACGUGCGUACGUGAAUCUUUCUGGAGCAAGUGAGAAGCAAAAGCAUGCAGGUGCUGACUACUACAUGGAUCUUGUAAAGAAAGCAGAGACGGUUGAGACGGAGACAUUUAGCCAAAUUGAGCUUGACAUCGGCCGCACGUUUGGACAAUCUGAAACGAUCAUAAGCUCCGAGUCGGGACGUGGACAGUUGCGUCGCAUUCUUCGAGCCUAUUCGCUUCGCAAUUCAUCCAUAGGUUAUUGCCAAGGUUUGAAUUUUAUCGUGGCGUUUCUGCUGCUGAUAGCAGAUGAAGAAGUCGUAUUUUGGCUGUUGAGCGUGUUCUGUGAGGAUUUAUACCCGGGGUACUACUGUCCAGCAAUGGACGGCAUCCAAAGGGACAUGUUGGUGCUGAAGCAGAUGAUCGCUGAGGAGCUCCCUGAGCUGGAUAAGUUUGCAUCGGAGAUGGGGCUACCGUUGGAGCUUCUGGGCUCUCAGUGGCUCCUAUGUUUAUUUACUACAACAUUUCCUAGUGAAACGGUGUUUCGGAUAUUCGACUGCAUCUUCAUAGAGGGCUCGACGUUUGUUUUUCCUGUGAUCAUGGCGCAUUUGCGUCGGCUGGAACCGACACUGCUGGAUCUCGACGAGUUCCACGGCGUGUUGUCUUCAAUCAAGGACGCGGAAAGUGCAUGUGUUGACGGCGACACGUUCAUGACUGCCGUGUGCAAGGAAGCUGAGAGUGUCAGUGCUAGUCGGGUUCGACGUUUGCGUGAGGCGCAACAUGGGCUGGUGCGGAGCGAAAUGGAGCGGGCUGAACGCGCUCGUUCUUUCAACAAGCAGCUGGCUAUCGUGCACCAGAUCCCUGCAUUCCCACAUUAUGCGGCGUGUCUCCUCCGUUUCUUCCACGAGGAGGCGGAAGAGUCCUCGCGCUCAGAUGUGGCUUUCGUAUUGACCAUGCUCUGCCAUGGUCUCGUGUGGCUAGCAGAACAAUCGAAGCGCUGGAGUUACUAG